AGAAAUUGGUGAAAGUGUGAGAGGAGAAGAUGUGUAUAUCAUCCAGAGUGGCUGUGGAGAAAUAAAUGACAACUUAAUGGAACUGCUUAUCAUGAUCAAUGCUUGCAAGAUUGCAUCAUCCUCCAGAGUGACUGCUGUAAUUCCAUGUUUUCCUUAUGCCAGGCAAGAUAAGAAAGAUAAGAAGGGGUCCGUGGAGCGUUGGAGUCGUGCUCCGAUCUCUGCAAAACUUGUUGCCAACAUGCUGUCAGUUGCAGGGGCUGACCACAUCAUCACCAUGGAUUUGCAUGCUUCUCAGAUCCAGGGUUUCUUUGACAUUCCAGUAGAUAACCUGUAUGCAGAACCUGCAGUGCUGCAGUGGAUUAAAGAGAACAUUGUGGAGUGGAGAAAUUGUAUCAUAGUUUCACCUGAUGCAGGUGGUGCAAAAAGGGUUACUUCAAUUGCUGACAGACUGAAUGUGGAAUUUGCUCUCAUUCAUAAGGAAAGGAAGAAGGCAAAUGAAGUGGACAGAAUGGUCUUGGUUGGUGACGUGAAAGACCGAGUAGCAAUUCUUGUUGAUGAUAUGGCUGACACAUGUGGCACAAUAUGUCAUGCAGCAGACAAGUUAGUAUCUGCCGGAGCUACUAAAGUUUAUGCCAUUCUUACACAUGGCAUCUUUUCUGGUCCUGCUAUUUCUCGGAUUAAUAAUGCAUCGUUUGAGGCUGUUGUAGUAACUAAUACAAUCCCCCAAGAAGAGAAAAUGAAACACUGCCCAAAAAUUCAGUUUAUUGACAUUUCCAUGAUCCUGGCUGAGGCAAUUAGAAGAACACACAAUGGUGAAUCUGUGUCUUACCUGUUCAGUCAUGUUCCCUUGUAACUGCAGGAGGUUACACUGCGUUGUUGCAAAGGUCCCUUCAGCUAGCACUGUUGUUUUUAACAAUGCAUCUCAACCAUGAGAAAUUAGUAUCUUUGUACAAUUCCAGAGCUUUUAUGUUUAAUUAUUUUAUUUGUCUUGUAAUUACCAUUUGUUCUUUGUAAAUGGGCAAUAAAUUUCAGUCUUGCAGAAA
This is a messenger RNA of Nestor notabilis (Kea), 1043 nucleotides long. Its product is annotated as ribose-phosphate pyrophosphokinase 2. The record is from RefSeq and is a predicted model, not a curated record. NCBI's taxonomy places the organism in Eukaryota, Metazoa, Chordata, Aves, Psittaciformes, Psittacidae. Gene Ontology annotation, molecular function: ribose phosphate diphosphokinase activity; magnesium ion binding. The transcript has 7 exons. Gene Ontology annotation, cellular component: ribose phosphate diphosphokinase complex; cytoplasm. Bases 77 to 853 code for a protein of 258 amino acids. Gene Ontology annotation, biological process: 5-phosphoribose 1-diphosphate biosynthetic process; ribonucleoside monophosphate biosynthetic process; purine nucleotide biosynthetic process.